This is a messenger RNA of Eimeria necatrix, 945 nucleotides long. RefSeq names its product ATP-dependent Clp protease adaptor domain-containing protein, putative. The record is from RefSeq and is a predicted model, not a curated record. Bases 1 to 945 code for a protein of 314 amino acids. Lineage: Eukaryota; Apicomplexa; Conoidasida; Eucoccidiorida; Eimeriidae. Gene Ontology annotation, biological process: proteolysis; protein catabolic process. The transcript is spliced from 4 exons.
AUGAAGCAGCUGUGCAAGCUGUCGUCGCUGGUGCUGGUGGUUGUUUUGCGCUCUCUUCUCUCGCGUGCGUGUGGACCUCUCGGCACCCUUCCUUUGUUUGCAAGCGCCUCGCUGAUCACCAAAGGUGGCAACUCGUUGCCUAGGGUGCAUCAAGAAGUACCCCUGGGGAAAGAAUUGUGCAGCAUCCAGCUAGCCAAGGCUGCACCGGUGGUUCCUCCUGUCGUUACGCUUGAAUCCUCUGCGCCCAAGCCCUCGAGUCCCAUUUUGCGGGACGCCCCCCGCCGAACUGCCUUUGCCACGCCACUAGGAGCUCCUAACAGUCGGCUCUUCUCCUCUUCAAGUUUUGGCAGUCCGGCCUGGAGUAUGCUUACUUCGAGAUGCAUGCGAGGGAACGCUGACCUGACUCAUACAGGACGGGGGGAGCGGCGUGGAUACUUCCACUGGGGGGAAUGCAACGCUUUAUGUGGUGGAAGCGGUGAGGUGAACGUUAAAAAUCAUAUGUACCCAAGGGGGUGCUCUUUGUUUGCAUCUGGCCCUCGGAUUUCGAGGAUUCCACUUUCAACCAAACAACUGAAGAGGGUGCAACGAGAGGAGAUACAGACAGUAGGAGAUUCUCAGGUCAAGAAAGACGCAGCCUUGGAGGACAAGGAAGGACCGGAAAAGCGGCGACAGCGCGUUAAGGAAUGGCGUGUCGUGCUUCACAAUGAUGACAUCCACACAUUUGAAUGCGUCGAAAACGCAAUCACGAAGACACUGCCGCACAUCAGCCGCGCAAGGGCAUACGACAUUGCAUUGCACGCACACACCACCUCAAAAGCAACUAUCAUGCUUACGUGGAAGGAAAAGGCUGGGGAAGUUGCAUUAGCGCUCCAAAAAGAAGGCCUGACGGUAUCAGUUCUACCGGACAGGCUCUUCAACAAGGACAGCGAGUCGGGGAAGGAGUAA